Molecule: messenger RNA, 1184 nt
Organism: Psylliodes chrysocephalus
Lineage: Eukaryota; Metazoa; Arthropoda; Insecta; Coleoptera; Chrysomelidae
Source: the annotation of a GenBank genome assembly
GUUGUUUCUUUGCAACACGUUUUCAAUUUAAAAUAUAUAUUAGAAAAUAAUGUUUAUAAUAAUUGUUAAUCAACCACUGAUAAUAAAAUGGACAACAAAUUAUUUUCAAUAAAAGCAGAAAAAAUAUCUAAGCAAUUUUUGUGCACAACUCCUUUAUUAAAUUUCGACUGGCAAAAUAUAUUCGACAUAUUCUUAACUGAAGAUCAACAGUUAUAUAUUUUAAACAAAACAGUAAAUUCAGAAUUAGUGUUAAAGUAUCCCAUACAAUUAAAUUAUCAAAAAUCAUUCCUAAAGCAUAUUAUAAACAAUUUGGAAAAUAAAUUAUCAACAGAGUCGGUACAGGAAUCUGUAAUUCACGAUGAUGUAUAUUCAGCGUAUGGUCGUUUGGUGGCAGCAGGUGACAGUUAUGAAGCAAAUUACAAACAUUAUUUAUUUGGAAAUAAUGGACAAAAAAUUAUAUUAAAAGAAAGCAAUAGUUUAAUUUCUGAUGGGACAACUGGAUUAAGAACUUGGCAGGCUUCAUUAGCAUUAUCAGAAUGGAUAAUCCAAAAUAAAGAACAUUUCAACGAAAAAUCGGUUCUCGAAUUAGGAUCUGGAAUAGGCUUGACUGGAUUAGUCCUACAGAAAAGUUGUCUCCUAAAAUUUAUUUAUUUAACGGACUGCCACAGUACAGUGUUGGAAAACUUGUGUGAAAAUAUCAAAAUAAAUAUUUCCGAAACUGAUAAUGUAGAUAAUAGGAAUUUAUUGGUUAAUACCAACAUAGGAAAUAGGUGUUUACACACUAACAACGAUCCUUCAACAUUGAGUAUACUGAACCUUCCUUGGGAGGAUUUUAAUUCAGAAAUAUGUAAAGACUUGGGUGCUAUAGAUAAAGUCAUAGCAGCCGAUAUUGUAUAUGAUACAGAUCUUUUUGAAUCGUUAAUGAAUGCCAUAAAAUGUUUAAAAGAUUAUUGCGGCGUCGAGGAGUUUAUUUUUUCAUGUACAGAAAGAAAUUCGGAAACGCUCGAUGAAUUUUUAACAUUAAUGAGACAAUUAUUUCGAGUAAUAGAACAAGUGACAACUCCCAAUCAAUCAAUUUUUAUAUGGCCAAAUGAUACACCAAUUAAGAUAUUUAGGUUCAAGGAUUGAAUAAUUUGGAACGCAUCGAUACCUAAUAAUUUAUUAAUCAAUAUCAAUAAAUGCUA